Messenger RNA from Microcebus murinus (gray mouse lemur), 2791 nucleotides. Lineage: Eukaryota; Metazoa; Chordata; Mammalia; Primates; Cheirogaleidae. The record is from RefSeq and is a predicted model, not a curated record.
UCCACUUGCCUCGGCCUCCCAGAGUGCUAGGAUUACAGGAGUGAGCCACCGUGCCCAGCCCUGAGCACUGCAUUUUAACAAAGGUAGCACCACUCUUCAAACAGGAGUCCAUUGGAUUCCCAUCUGGGGGAGGGGAACAAAAUGGAGCCAAAUGGAGCCUCACAACCCUGGGAAAAGUGAUAAUGAGAUGAGGCAGUGAGUACAUAAAUGAAUAAACCCCCGGAUCAGAGCCCUCCUCUCUUCCCCUCCUCCUUCCACCCCAGUGGAGCCCUAGAAAGCCAGCUUUUCACACUCCUCUUUGGUCUUGGGCACAGGUUCUCAGCCUGGGGGCCCAUCCAGGAGGCCCCAGCCCAAGGACCCCUUAAGGACUGAGGCAGCAGUAACAGAUGUUAACGCGCCACCCAGCCCUUGACCUCAUAGGCUUUGGCCUUGCUCUGUCUGUGACACCCACUCUGUUAGCUUUCUGCCUCCUCCUCCCCAGACUGGCAGGGAUGUGGAACAUGAGGCAGUAGCUGCUACUUAAUGUCUCCUAGCCCCUGCACUUUCCUGUUUAAAACCCAUGGCAAACAAUGUCUAGUCAAUAAACACCCAUCAAGCCCACUCCAUGCCUGGCCCUGGCCUGGGCACUGAGGACACAGGUGAAUCAGACGCCUCUGGCAUGGUGAGGAGGCAGAUGCCACGCGGGUGGGCACAGGUACAGCAGGGGUGGAGGGGCUAUGAGAGGUUACACCAGAGGCUGGGGGAGCAGGGAAGACUUCCUGAGGGAGGUGGCUGUUGAGCUGAGCUUCACAGGAUGAGCAAGUGCAGUUCCCCAGAGGGCACUGACUAUCUUCCAUCCCACCUAGUCAUCAGGGGCCUGUGGCUCCUAAAGCCCCUGGGCUUCUCUGUAAUGGCACUGAUGUCUGUAUAUUGUCACUGUCCUCUUCAGAUCUAUCUCCUCCUAUCUAUCCCUUAAGGACAGAUUCAUCUCUGUAUCCCGGGAAUUGCCAGAACAGUGUGGGCCUAGAGCCUCUGUUGAAUUGAGAAAAAGAAGCCGGGUGGGGAAUAGGCAGGCAGGCAGGUGAGGCGGAUGAAAGCCUGAGGCAGCCCAAGUGCUCUAGUGGUCCCCCUCCCAAGCCUGGUUCCCCCUUUGUAGUUCUCCCAGCUCCGCCCUCUCCCCCUCCAGCUUGAUCUGCACAACUUCCUGCCGCUGGUACUAGGGCUGCACCACCAUGACACGAACUGCUCCCCUCUCCUGCCUGCUGGCCCUGUUCGUGGCAGGCCUAGCCCAAGGCAUCAGGGGCUCCCUUAGGGUCCAGGACCCAGGUCCCCGGCCGCUGGAGCUGAAAGAGGUCUUCAAGUUGUUCCAGGUCCAGUUCAACCGGAGUUACUCCAACCCAGCAGAGCAUGCUCGCCGCCUGGACAUCUUUGCCCACAACCUGGCCCGGGCUCAACAGCUGCAGGAGGAGGACUUGGGCACAGCUGAGUUUGGGGUGACUCCAUUCAGUGACCUCACAGAGGAGGAGUUUGGCCGUGUCUAUGGCCAUCAGAGGGCAGCUGGAAAGGUGCCCAGUGUGGGCAGAAAGGUAGGAUCUGAAGAGCAGGGGGAGCCAGUGCCCCCGACCUGUGACUGGCGGAACAUGGCAAACAUCAUCUCACCCAUCCAGGACCAGGUGCCUGCCCCAGCCCAGCCCAAUCCUGCCAAGUGGUGGGAGGUGGUGGGUAUGGCCUGCACCUUACCUGCCCUCACCCUCUUGUUCACUAGAAACACUGCAACUGCUGCUGGGCCAUGGCGGCAGCGGGCAACAUCGAGGCCCUGUGGGGCAUCACAUACAAAACCCCUGUGGAAGUCUCUGUGCAGGGUAGGGCUGGGCAAGGACACGUGUGGGAUGCGGGGGAGGACUAGGCCCCAUUCUCCCAUACUGUCCCUUCUUACACCAGAGCUGCUCGACUGUGGCCGCUGUGGGGAUGGCUGCCAGGGUGGCUUCGUCUGGGACGCGUUUAUAACUGUCCUCAACAACAGUGAGUACACGCAGCUCUGGGCAGCUGCAGGGGUGGGGGUGCUCAGCAGCGAGCCUCCUCCCUCAUCCUGCUUAUCUCCAGGCGGGCUGGCUAGUGCAAAGGACUACCCGUUCCAGGGCCACGUCAAAACCCACAGGUGCCAGGCCAAGAAGUACAAGAAGGUGGCCUGGAUCCAGGAUUUCAUCAUGCUGCAGGACAACGAGCAGAGAAUUGCCCAGUACCUGGCCACCCACGGCCCCAUUACCGUGACCAUCAACAUGAAGCUACUGAAGCAUUACCAGAAAGGUGUGAUCAAGGCCACACCCACCACCUGUAACCCCCAGCAUGUGGAUCAUUCUGUCCUGCUGGUGGGUUUUGGUAGGGACAAGCAAGAGGAGGGGAUAUGGGCAGAGACAGUCUCGCCCCAGUCGCGCCCUCGCCGCUCCAUCCCAUACUGGAUCCUAAAAAACUCCUGGGGGGCCCACUGGGGAGAGAAGGUGAGUGUUACCUACUGGGGAAGGGCAGAACUGGCCUCUCCCCACCUUCCAGCCCUGAUGUCCCCUAACUUCCUAGGGCUAUUUCCGGCUGCACCGGGGGAACAACACUUGCGGUAUCACCAAGUACCCACUCACUGCCCGUGUGGGCCAACCAGUUAGAAAACGCCAGGUCUCCUGUCCCCCCUGAGCCCACCGAGCCUCCCCACAGCUAUCUCCUGCUAUGCCUGCCGCUGCUUCGUCAGCCCUGCCACAAGGUUUUGCCCAUGCUCCCAAUCUUCUCAAUAUGGCUGAAUAAACCCAGAUGAGACCCCUGG